Ogataea angusta is the source of this 1353-nucleotide messenger RNA. RefSeq lists its product as uncharacterized. The record is from RefSeq and is a predicted model, not a curated record. The transcript has a single exon. Lineage: Eukaryota; Fungi; Ascomycota; Pichiomycetes; Pichiales; Pichiaceae. The coding region runs from base 1 to 1353 and encodes 450 amino acids. Gene Ontology annotation, cellular component: COG complex. Gene Ontology annotation, biological process: intra-Golgi vesicle-mediated transport; cytoplasm to vacuole targeting by the Cvt pathway.
AUGAUGAGCGACUCAACGGACUUACUUUUGGAAACACUAUGGGACGAGCUUCCUGAGGAGGUUGAAAGUCUACUGGGUAUUUCUGAGGGUUACAAAAGGGAAGCGCUGAAUUUUCUUACCAACUUGUUAGAUCAGGAUAGAUCAGACACUUUACUAUCUACGAAUGUGAAACCAAGCAUUGAAGGUGAACAUUCUGGACACACUCUCAUAGAGCAAAUCGCGGAGCUAGAAUCAUUGCAACGAAAUCUGGAAGCGCAAAUCAAGAAAUGUGUCCAUUCAAAUCUAGACAAAUCUUUGAGACUGAACAGGGUGUAUAAUGAUUGUGUCUCUAUGUUCAACAAUGAUUUCAACGAAUGCCGUGAAUUUCUCUCCACCAAUUUCAGCAAGUCAGAAGACGCGAUAGACACACAGCAGAAAUCCGAAGAGAGCAAUUGGAAAGAUCUACUGAAAAUUCAACAUCCACACUCGAAACAUGAACAACUACAAGAAAGUCGGCAGUCGUCGUCCAUAAUUUUGAACAAGAUGGAUAAUAUCAUGGAUAUAUUGGAGCUCCCCGCACUUGCUAAUGCUUGUGUAAAGACGGGCCAUUAUGCUGAGUGUGUAGAAAUUGCAUCACAUGUACGAAGGCUGUCGAUCAGGUACUCAGACAUUGCUAUCAUUCAAAGGGUAGAGCAUGAUGUUCAACUCGAAAUAAGAGAAAUGGUGAAUGGACUUAUACGAUUGCUAAACACUGAUCUUCGCCAAUCUUCGAUCAUAAAGAUUGUUACUUAUCUGAAACGUAUAGGUCCAUUCCAAAGAAGAUUCAAGGAGCAGGAAGAUAACAAGUUAGCUCAGGAAAGAGACACAGAUCUGGUCAGUAACGAAUUUUUACAGAAGAUCUUCCUGAAAUCUCGCUACCAGUUUAUAUUGAAUGAGCUCAAUGUACUCAUUCCAUUGAAAAAGAGCAACUCUAUUGACAACUACCUGAAGCGCUGUGUUGAAGUCAUCAGGGAGCACUGCUUUCAGACUGUUGUGACCUUUGAGUCUAUAUUUCCAAACGUUGACAGCAAGGCAGUCAAGAAUCUUCUUUACUCUUUCAUCAAAUCUUUAAUAUUACGUUUAUGUGACACAUUGAAAGAAAAUUGGAGCCAGGUUGGAGCUCCAAAUAAGGAUGGGUUGCUUUUGCAACUCAUUUACUGCUCUCAAAGUCUGGGGAGAAUUGGGGGAGAUUUUAAUGUCAUAAUUCUAGAUCAACUGAAGGACGCUAUCGACAAAGAAAACUGGUGUACUGUUUCAAGGAAACAGCGUGAGCUAAUCAAGUCUCUGAGCAAAAACAUGAACGAACUGAACGCUCACAAACCUAUAGAUGUGUAA